This is a messenger RNA of Ziziphus jujuba (common jujube), 1340 nucleotides long. Its product is annotated as loganic acid O-methyltransferase-like. NCBI's taxonomy places the organism in Eukaryota, Viridiplantae, Streptophyta, Magnoliopsida, Rosales, Rhamnaceae. The record is from RefSeq and is a predicted model, not a curated record. Gene Ontology annotation, molecular function: S-adenosylmethionine-dependent methyltransferase activity. The transcript has 3 exons. The coding region runs from base 144 to 1199 and encodes 351 amino acids. Gene Ontology annotation, biological process: methylation.
UUUAUCCCCUUGCUCUUUUAGGAUUUUUCUUGGCCUCGUUGGAUUGUCUAUGGACUAUAUAUAUCGUUCUGAUUGUUGAACUUGAAUCAGAGAAACAAAACGAACUAAGCAACUAAGAUUUAGAGAGAGAUAGAGAGAGAGAGAUGGCAGAACAUGAAGCAUUUCCAAUGAAUGGUGGAUCUGGCUUGUAUAGCUACACCAGAAACUCCACCUUUCAGAGAAAAGAUACAGAGGCUGCUAGAGAACUGAUAAACAAGGGAAUUGCUGAGAAACUUUAUCUCAACAACAUUUCAUCCUCAUCAAACACCUUUAGAUUGGCGGAUUUGGGGUGCUCAGUUGGACCCAAUACAUUCUUAGCAGUGGAAAACAUAGUUGAUUCUGUGGAGGACAAGUACAAAAGCCAAGGACUUAAUCAUCAUCUUCCUGAGUUCCAAGUCUUCUUUAAUGAUCAUAUCUCCAAUGAUUUCAACCAGCUUUUCUCAUCCCUUCCUCCUGAGAGAAGAUACUAUGCAACCGGUGUACCUGGUUCUUUCCAUGGUCGCUUGUUUCCAAGUUCCUCUCUACACUUUGUCUAUUCUUCCCAUGCUGUCCAUUGGCUUUCUAGAGUGCCUAAAGAGGUAUUGGACAAAAACUCCCCUGCUUGGAACAAAGGGAGGAUCCACUACUCAAAUUCUCCAAUUGAAGUUGUAAAAUCUUACGAAGCUCAAUAUGUCAAGGAUAUGGAGAGGUUUCUAAAUGCAAGAGCUCAAGAGAUUGUCCAUGGAGGAUUAAUGGCCCUUCUAGUGCCAGCUUGCCCCAAUGAAACUCCCCAUUCUGAACUAUUUUUCAACAAGAUUACAGAACUGCUUGGGUCUUGCUUCAUGGAAUUGGCCAAAAAGGGUAUGAUAAGUGAAGAGAAAGUUGAUUCCUUCAACGUACCAUUGUACAAUGCAACUUUCCAGCAAGCAGAAGCAAUUGUGGACCAAAAUGGAUAUUUCAGCAUAGAAAUAAUGGAGAGCCUAACCAAGGAAAACCCACCAUCUAGACUCCACUCCUCUGGACUUAGAGCUGGUCUUGAGGAUUUGAUAAAGCAACAUUUUGGAGAUGAGAUUGACUUUGACAAGCUUUUUGAUUUGUAUUGCAAGAAAUUUGAAGAAAUUUUUUCUACCAAUCAACCAAAUAAACCAGUUGUUCUAUUUCUUUUACUCAAACGUAAAUGAAAAAGCUGUUUUUUAGGUUUGGUUUGCUCACUAGGAACAGCUUGUACCUAAUUCCUUCUUCUCUCCAAAUUGAGAUGCAGGGCUUAUUUGAAUUAUUUGGAUUUUCAUAAUAUGGAUGCUGUGACAAAUGCUUCUGCUUAA